UCGAUCGUCCUUUUAUAAACAAACUCCACCAUAACUGAUCGAUCGAUCAUCAGCAAUUAAUGGCUUUGAGGAAGAAGAUGAUCGUGCUUGUGCUUCUGCUGCUGGCGGCGGCAGCAUGCACCAUAGCAGGGGCGUCGAAGACGAAGAAGUCUGAGAAGGUGUGCGACAAGGGGUGGGAGUGCAAGGGCAGCGUCUAUUGCUGCAAUCAGACCAUCUCUGACUUCUUCCAGGUCUACCAGUUCGAGAACCUCUUCAGCAAGCGCAACACCCCCAUCGCCCACGCCGUCGGCUUCUGGGACUACCAGGCCUUCAUCACCGCCUCCGCCGAUUACCAGCCCCUCGGCUUCGGCACCACCGGCGGAAAACAAACCCAGAUGCAGGAGGUCGCCGCCUUCCUCGGCCACGUCGGCAGCAAAACCUCAUGUGGAUAUGGCGUUGCGACCGGCGGUCCUCUGGCGUGGGGCUUGUGCUACAACAAAGAGUUGAGCCCGAGCCAGUCCUACUGCGACGACACCAACGUCGACUAUCCAUGCACGCCCGGCGUCGACUACUACGGCCGCGGUGCUCUGCCGCUUUACUGGAACUACAACUACGGAUCCAUUGGGGACGGCAUCAAGGCCGACCUCCUCAACCACCCGGAAAACCUGGAGCAGAACGCCACCAUAGCCUUCCAAGCCGCCAUCUACCGGUGGAUGACGCCGAUGAAGAAGAAGCAGCCGUCGGCGCACGACGUGUUCGUCGGAAAGUGGAAGCCGACCAAGAACGAUACGCUGGCGAAGAGGCUGCCGGGCUUCGGAGCCACAAUGAACGUGCUCUAUGGCGACGUGAUCUGCGGCCAGGGCUACAUCGACAGCAUGAACAACAUCGUCUCGCACUACCAGUAUUACCUCGACCUGAUGGGCGUCGGCCGCGACAUCUCCGGCGAUAACUUGGACUGCGCCGAGCAGGCGGCGUUCAACCCAUCGUAUAAGCCGUCGUUGACGUCGUCCAGCGCAUGAUGCAUGAUUUGAUGGGUUGGCGUUGCUACUAUCGUUGUGAUUUAAUUGCUGGCAGCUGUGAGUAUUGCGGCUAGUAUGGUUAAAGGUUUAUUUGCAUUUGCGAUUAAAAAUGUUUAUAAAUUAUGCAUUUAAAAAUGAAAUUAUUAUAAAA
This is a messenger RNA of Zingiber officinale, 1149 nucleotides long. Its product is annotated as chitinase-like protein 1. The coding region runs from base 60 to 998 and encodes 312 amino acids. Lineage: Eukaryota; Viridiplantae; Streptophyta; Magnoliopsida; Zingiberales; Zingiberaceae. The transcript has 3 exons. Gene Ontology annotation, biological process: carbohydrate metabolic process; cell wall macromolecule catabolic process; chitin catabolic process. The record is from RefSeq and is a predicted model, not a curated record. Gene Ontology annotation, molecular function: chitinase activity.